AUGCUGAAGUGGUACGGCAUUGAGCCGCAAGGUAAUUUAUGGGAUACCAUGCUGGCCAAUUACGUAACGGAGCCCGAAGGCAAGCGUAAUAUGGAUGCCCUCAGUGUCAAGUACCUGCAAUACCAGCCCGUUUCCAUUGAAACGCUGAUCGGUAAAAAAGGGAAGGACCAGAAGACCAUGCGUGAUGUGCCGGUAGACCAGGUGAAAGAAUAUGCCGCUGAAGAUGCUGAUAUUACGCUGCAACUGAAACAUGCCUUCAACCCUAUGCUGGAUAAGGAGGACGUUCGUAAUAUAUUUGAAGAGAUUGAAAACCCGCUGGUACCUGUGUUGGUGGAUAUGGAAUAUGAAGGCGUAGGUAUCGAUAAUAACUUUCUGAAAGCUUAUUCCAAAGAACUGGAACAGGAUAUUCUGAAAGCCGAAGAAGCGGUAUAUCUCCAUGCCGGCGUUCGCUUCAACCUGGGUUCUCCAAAACAACUGGGGGAAGUGCUUUUUGAUCUGAUGAAGAUCGAGGGCGGUGGCAAAAAAACCAAAACCGGUCAAUAUGCAACGGGGGAAGAAAUUCUGGUGAAGCUGCAACAUAAACAUGCGAUCAUUGAAGACAUCCUUACCUACCGCCAGCUUACCAAACUAAAGAGCACUUAUAUUGAUGCACUGCCUCUGCUGAUCAACCGGAAAACCGGGCGGUUACAUACCUCCUUUAACCAGACGGUGGCCGUUACCGGGCGCCUCAGCAGUAAUAACCCCAACCUCCAGAACAUUCCUAUCCGCACGGAUCGCGGACGGGAAAUAAGAAAGGCUUUUGUACCCCGUGCUGAUGGCUGGUACCUGGUAUCUGCCGACUAUUCCCAGAUUGAGCUGCGCAUUAUUGCGGCGCUUUCCGGUGACGAAGGCAUGAUCAGUGCCUUCCAGGCCGGCAAAGAUAUUCAUACCGCUACGGCUGCCAGGGUUUUUGGCGUCGAAGAGGCGGAUGUAAAUUUUGAUAUGCGCCGUAAAGCCAAGGGCGUCAACUUCGGUAUCAUCUAUGGGCAGAGUGCUUUUGGCCUUUCUGAAACGCUCGGCAUUUCCCGGUCGGAGGCCAAGACAACCAUCGACAAUUAUUUUACGCAGUAUCCGGGUAUCAAACAAUAUAUGGAUGAAAAUAUCCAGCGCGCCCGUGAGCACCAGUUUGCACAGACCUUCCUGGGCCGGAAGCGCUGGCUCCGCGAUAUACUCAGCGCCAAUGCAACGGUGCGCGGUUUUGCAGAGCGCAACGCCAUCAAUAUGCCCAUACAAGGUACCGCUGCCGAUAUGAUUAAACUGGCCAUGAUCGCAGUACAGAAGGAGCUGAAAAGCCAUAAGCUGCAAACAAAAAUGGUACUACAGAAUGCUUUCGGGCUUGCCCACGUCGAGCAGCAGAUCACCGGAAUGGUCGUAGCCUUUAAUGAUAUGUCUUUUGGCGGCUUCGAGGUAGACAUCGAUCAUGGAGAAUUUUCCUUCCAGAUGAAUGUCUUGCAGCAAUGCCUGCGAAAUGAUCUGGAUACCGCUGAAGGCAUAAGGAUGUGUUUCUUCAGUAUAGCGGGAAAUCCGUUCCUGCUCGGUACCGUUAUUGCGCCAGCCGCAUAA
Molecule: messenger RNA, 1602 nt
Organism: Ostertagia ostertagi
Lineage: Eukaryota; Metazoa; Nematoda; Chromadorea; Rhabditida; Trichostrongylidae
Source: the annotation of a GenBank genome assembly